Molecule: messenger RNA, 5227 nt
Organism: Prorocentrum cordatum
Lineage: Eukaryota; Dinophyceae; Prorocentrales; Prorocentraceae
Source: the annotation of a GenBank genome assembly
AGCCAUUUUGGCUCGACGUCCGCGGCGCUUCAGCGGCACUCUUGCGGCCACCGCCCCGCACAACACGUGCCGGGUUUUUUGGCCGGGAGUGUGAUGCUUGCGCUUGAGGAGAAGCCUCGUACGGUGGUGCUGCUGUGGCCGCAGACCAAGCUUGAUGGACUCGAGCAGGAGAUUGUCACGAAGCUCGAGAACAGCUACCUCGAGGUGAAGGCCAGGAAGGAGGUGUACCUGAGCGAGGAAGAGCUGGAGCGGUUCUUCAGCUCCAUGCCCGUGGCGGAGCGCGAGGCCUCCAGACCGGGUGCCUCCGCAGCAGCCUAUCUGAGCGAGGUGAUGGUCCUCGAGCAUCUCGACGGCGACGCCAUUGAAAGAGUGAUCGCCAUGCAGGCAGAACUCGGCACCUCCGGCGCAGGAACGUCCCGCGUGUAUUGCAGCCCCAGCGCCUGGGAUGCCGUGCGCGACCUCGAGUGGUUCUUCCCCCACUUGGACGACAUGCCGGUUGAGCGAACUCUGGCGGUGAUCAAGCCAGACUGUGUCGGAAGGGAGGUGGAGGGCCAGACGCUCCUUGAGGUGCUGCAGGCGGGUGCCGCCGCGGCGGGCCUCUUCGUCGUCGGCACGCGCGAGGUGGUGCUCCAGAGCACGCAGGCCGAGUGCCUCUGCGAGGACAUCAGAGGGUCUCCCGACUACGGUGGCGCCCUGGGCGUUCUGCAGAGGCCCGAGGGGGCCAUCGCCCUGUGCCUCGAGGGCAGAGGCGCCGUCAGCAAGCUGAGGCUGCUCUGCGGACCCGCGUCGCCGGAGGCGGCGCGGCAGCGAGCGCCCACGACGCUGCGCGCCCGCUGGGGCACGGACAGCUCGAGCAACGCGGUGCACUGCAGCGGUUCCCUGCAGGCGGCAGAGAAGGAGCUGAAGCUGCUCUUCCCCGAGGGAGCCUUGCAGCUGCAGCGCACGCUCUGCGUGGUGAGGCCGGGCACGAUGCCGAGCGUCCUCCAGGUCCGCACGAUGAUCGAGGACGCCGGCUUCACGAUCCUUGCGGAGAAGCAGGUGGUGCUGACGGAGUCCCGGGCCCAGGAGUUCUACCGCGAGCGCAGGGGCGAACCUUCCUUUGCCUCGAUGGUUGGCGAGGCCUGCGAUGGCCCCUGCUGCAUCAUGGUGCUGUGCCGCCUGGAGGCGGUCUCCGUCUUCCAGCAGCUGGCGAACGCGGACAGGCCAGGGUCCAUCGGCGCCCUGUGCGGGCCCGUGCACGGCAGCGCCACGGUCAAGUCCGCCGCUCGAGAGGUACACUUCUUCUUCCCCGAGCUGCCCCUGGACCCCGUCCCGGGCGACGAGGAGGUGCGAGACUUCCUCUUCCGGAAGUCCGCGAGCGCCUCCAUGGACAUCAGCAGCCUUCCAGAGUCUGGGGGCACCGCCAACUUUGCCGUCGACCCCACGCUUCAGGAGCUGCUUUCGAAGGGCCUCAUGGCCAUCUGCCAGGUGCAGCCGAAGGGCCUAGCGGCCGUCAAGUGGCUCAGCAGAUGGCUGGACGAGAACAACCCCAACAAGCUGGACCUGGCAGCCAAUGCAGACGCUCCGAAGUUCGCGCCUCCCCAGCGAACCAAGCAAUUCGUGGAGUACGGCGUCAACGAUGAGGGCAUGCCAUUCGCCGUAGAGGCGCCACCGGCCGAGCUUCCAAAGCCAGUGGUCGAAGUGGACGUCUCCGGCGAAGCUCCAACAUACCGCAAUACCAAGCUGGAGUUGCCUUUCGUAGUCUUUGUGCUCGGGGGGCCAGGCAGCGGAAAGGGCACGCAGUGCAUGAAGCUGCGCGACGAGUUCAACCUGAUCCACCUGAGCACUGGUGACCUGAUGCGCGAGGAGGUGGCGGCAAAGUCGCAUCUGGGCACGGAGAUCUUCAGGCACAUGCAAACAGGCUCGCUGGUGCCGGACCAAGUGACCGUGAGGCUCCUCAAGAACGCGAUGCUGAAGCACCAGGACACCAAUCGGUUCUUGAUCGACGGCUUCCCCCGAACCCUGGAGCAGGCGAAGAUGUUCGAGCACGAGAUUGCAUCGGUCUCCUUCGCUGUCAGUUUCGACCUGAGUCCAGACGUGAUGCGCGAGCGCAUCGCCGCGCGCGCUGCUGCGGCACCUGGGCGAGUGGACGACAAUCCGGAGACCGUGGAGAAGCGCCUCAAGGUGUUCGAGGAGCAGUCGAAGUCUGUCAUUGACUUCUACGAUCCCAUCGGCAGGCUGCGCCGCGUCGGCGCAGCAGCGGGCAUAGACGAGGUCUACGCCGAGACGAGGCGGCAUUUCUGCAGCCGCUUCGUGUACCUGCUCGGGCCCCCGGGCUCCCCCGUGGUGCCCGUGGCGCGGCGCCUGGAGCAGAGGUAUGGGCACCGCUGCGUGGACGUGCCCGCCCUGCUGCGGGCCUACGGCGACUCGAAGGAGGAGGAGGCCGCGGCGGUCCGGCGGUGCCUGGCCACCGGCAGGCCCGUGGACCCGGCCAUCGUGUGCCCGCUGGUGCUGAAGGAGAUCGCGAGAGGCCAGUCCGUGGGGCGGUCGAGCUUUGUGCUCUGCGACUUCCCGCAGACGCUCAAGCAGGCCCAGUUCCUGGAGCUCCGGAUGCCGUGCACCUCGAAGCCGUUGCUGCUCGACUUCGGCCGCGCAGACGCGGAGGACAUGGCCGCGACGACGAUACCCUUGGAGUGCAAUGAGCUGGAAGUGGAGACCAGGAUUGCAGCGUUCUUCGGCUCAGAGAUGCAGGGCAUGCUGCGCUCAUUGCCUGGACUGGAGCGCAUCCCUCUUGCGUUUUCUGGGAAGGAGCCACUGCCAGCAGGGAAGGCAAGCCUUGAUGCGAUUGGUGUUGAGCAGCACCUUGUCGAUUCUGCAUGCGAGGCCGUGUUCGAGAAGGUCAGGCCAGGAUUGACCCUUGUCCUGGGCCUUCCGUUCAGCGGCGUCACAGAUUCUAUAGAUGUUGGCGAAGCGCGCCCCGAAUUGUCAGACUGUUGACUGUCAAGAACUGAUUGGCGCGGAGAUUGAGAGGAAGACAGAGGCUGGCCUCGAAAUCGAGGAGAUGCUGCUCAGUGGCCAGGUUGUGCCGGAGUCGGUUGUCCUGGAAUUGCUCAAGAAGGUAGCCGCCUUGACUUGCUCCGACUCCCUGGUGGUCGAGAACUUCCCCAUGCUCGUGGACCAGAUCAAUGGUCUCGCCAAGGAGUUCCGGAUCGAUCGGGCGUUCUACAUCUCAGGGGAUUCCAAGGCGCAGAGCGCAUGGAAGGCAGAAUUCGAGGCGGCGAUGGCAACCAGGCCUGCAGGCAGCGAGGUGGCUAAGAGGUUUGCAGCAGCGGUGUUCGAUGAUAGGCUGCUGGGCUUGGAUCCGAUCGUAGCAUAUUUCAGCCAGCUUGGAAAGCUGGAGCGGCUUGACGUAUCCGGGACGCCAACUAGCGAUCAGCUGGCGAGCAUGAUCGAGCGCGCCACGAUGCCCCAGUUUACAGUUUUUACAGGGCCUUCCGCUGUUACCACACCGAAGCAAGCAGAGAAGCUGGCGAAGGCCUAUUCCGCAGGUUCACCGCUCACCGCCGAGAAAAUCGUGGCAUGGGCCAAGGCAACGCUCUCCGAGAUGAUCGACCCCGCACAGCCUGAUAGCUUCAUACCAGCCUUGCAGAAAUUUGUUGCUAGUGCCAAUUCCCCUUUGCUUGUUCUAGACAGAUACCCAAAGACAGCCGACGACGCGGCAGCUUUUCUUGCCACGUUUGGUGCCCCAAAGCUGGUGGUCGAGAUAGCGUGCGAGACUGAGUUUCUAGUGGAGGAGUUCCAAGAGGCCAAUGAAGAUGCAGAGGUGGACCCCGAGGAAUUACAGGCAAAGUUCGAUGAAGACAAGCAGGUGACAGCUACGAUGCUAGCAAGCAUGGAGGAGGCAUGCCCAGGGUGCGUGCUGUCCCUCAGCCAAGCGACGGUGAAGCCAGAAGAGAUGGAAGAGCUGGUCAAGAAACGCCUCCUGCCCCAGGUGUGCGUGCUCGUCUGCCCCACGCCUUUCGCAGGGGCCGUAGCAGACGCGAUGUGCACCAAGGGGAAGUUCACCUUGCUCGACUGCGCCAAGCUGUUGAGCAGCGGCGGGCACACCCCACAGCUGGAGGCACAGCUGUCCAGGGCGCUGAAGAGUGCGGAGCUGACCGACGCGCUGCCAGCGCAGCUCUGGAAGGCGCUCUUCCAGGAGGCGUUUGCCACUUCGGCCAACCCGAUGGGCAAGUUCAUCAUCACGAACUUCCCUACGCCCUGCUCGACGAGGUCAAGCCCCACCAUUCGGGAUCAGUUCUGCAUGCUCGAGUCCAUCGCGGUGCUCCGCGGCAUUCUGCAGGUGACGCUGACCAAGGAGGCCUUUGCCCAGUGCUGCCGCGAUGGCCACGACGCGCUCGCCGAGUACCUUGGCUUCGACGAAUCCGUGAGGCAACAGACAGCGGUCCAGUUCGCGGAUAGCCAGAUCUGCGAAGCGCGCGUCGAGGACGCGACGAACUCGAAGCGCGCGGCGGAGGCGGUAGCUGCGAAGCUCCUGGAUUACUUGAAGUAGGCUUGUGCCGACCUCAGCGAAGAUGGGGCCCCAGCAGCCGAACAGUUUGGGGGAGGGGGGACAGAACAGCUAUAGCAGCCAACGAAGAGCAGAUCAACGGUCCCGAAUGCUUGCCGACGCAUCAUCGCUACUUUCAAGUUUCCUCUCUGGCUGCAGGUUGCGAGCUGUUUUGCUCGCUCCUGCCCUCUUGGCCCUCUGGGGCCCUCCUGCGAUGACCGACCCGAGGCACGACCUCCCCAGACGCGCCGAUCAGCGCUCAACCCCUGCAGCAUGCGUCUCACCCGUCACACCGUCUGGCUCCAGAAUUCGUGCAGGGCCUUGGGCAGCGCCGCUUCCGCUCUCCCCUCGUGCGCCUCUCGCGUGGCAGGGCGGGAUGCGGAGCGCCGCGCGUGUCUCUUGGAUUGCCGCCGGUGCUCCGCGUUCGCACCGACGUCUUCUGGGCGGCCGCGCGCUGGAGUGACCCUUCGCCGGAGCGACCUCUGGUGCGGGCCCACAGGCAUCCCCCCAGCACUCGCUUGCGCGCCCGGACUUGGCCGUUCCUGCUGCAUCCCGAGGGCCUCGCACCGAAGGUCACUCCAGCCCAGGGUCACUCCUGCUGUGGAGCCCAUUUGACCGCGGUGGAGCGAGGAACAAACCCUGACCUCCCGGCGUCAUGGCGCAGGCAGACAGAAACAUCGAAGCAUACGCAGCACCCCG